Messenger RNA from Orussus abietinus, 1416 nucleotides. RefSeq names its product WD repeat-containing protein WRAP73. Gene Ontology annotation, molecular function: protein binding. Gene Ontology annotation, cellular component: mitotic spindle; microtubule organizing center; MWP complex. Gene Ontology annotation, biological process: mitotic sister chromatid segregation; microtubule anchoring at mitotic spindle pole body; protein localization to mitotic spindle pole body. Lineage: Eukaryota; Metazoa; Arthropoda; Insecta; Hymenoptera; Orussidae. The coding region runs from base 21 to 1382 and encodes 453 amino acids. The record is from RefSeq and is a predicted model, not a curated record. The transcript is spliced from 7 exons.
CACAGAUAACAGAGUUCACAAUGUUUAAGACCGAGCCUGAAAAUAAUUUCUUUCGUACAAAUCAGCAUCUCUGCAGCUUUUCCAAGGAUGGCUCAUAUUUAGCCUCAGCGUUUCAAGUGAACUUAAUGAUUAAAAAUACGGGAACGUUCGACGUGUUUCAGUCAUUUGUUUUCGCUGAUGUUAUCGAGUACAUCGAGUGGUCCCCUGACAAUGAAUAUGUUUUAUGCGCAAAUUUUAAAAAGGCUGUUAUUCAGAUUUUUUCUAUCUUGUAUCCAGAAUGGAAGUGUAAAUUAAUUGAAGGCAGUAUAGGUCUUGAACGUGUUCUGUGGGCUCCUGAUAGUAAACAUUUUCUUUCUUUAUCCGAUUUUAAUAUUCAGUUAUCAAUUUGGUCACUGGAGGAUAAAGAGGUGAGACAUAUACAAAAUCUGAAAUCAUCGGUUAAAAAGCAGACGAACCUCCAGUUUAGUCCAGAUGGGAAUCAUUUGGCCACUGUGAUAACGAACGACGGUCUAGAUUAUGUUGGAAUUUAUAAAACUAGCAAUUGGAAAAUCAGUAGAAAAUUGAUGUGCGAACGAUUAAGCAGCAUCGAUGGCAUAAAUUGGUCUCCUAAUGGGGAAUUACUUUGUAUAUGGAGCUCAAUUAUCAGCGAAUCUAAAUUGUUAAUCUUUUCAAUUCUCUCCGAAAGCCAUGUCGGAGCAUAUUGUCCUGAAAAAAGGAAGGAAUCUAGAAACGUACGAUAUGGAUAUACUAAGCACUUGAAAGGCAUAGAUAUCGUUAAAUGGAUGCCUAGCGGUCAAUUUCUCGCAGUUGCAGGAUUUAAUGAAUUGGUUGUACUUAUCAACCAUAUUACAUGGCAACCAAUUCUACAGUUCAACUGCAAUCCUGUGAUAAACAAUAAUUACCACAAAGUAUUCAACGAAUGUGUUAUUCAUGUAAAGGAUCCCAGUAAGACCUCAAGUUUAAGCAUCAAACACGUUCUAGAAGAAGUCCUGGAUCGUCCCGUCAAUGUUCCUAUCCUGAAGAAGGAUGGUAAACACGAACCGCAAUUUACUAACUUGGAUAUUUUGGAAUUUAGUGCCAGUGGGCGAUAUUUGGCUCUUAGACAUCAAGUUUAUCCUAGUGCACUCUGGAUAUGGGACAUCAUCAGUGACUGUACCGACCACUUGCUUCUUCGGAAUUCUAUAUCGAACAUUAGAUGGAGCGGUGAAGAGGAUAGACUGAUGAUAUUCACAGAAACAGUUCAUUUUUUCGAAUGGCACCCUACUAAUGUUGCCUGUAUUUCAACACCUAGAGGGAUCAUAGUAUCCGAUGCUCGAUGGCAUGCUCGAGGUAAAAUAGUAGCACUAUGUGGGUACAAUAAGGUUGCGAUAUACCAUGUAUGAGUCGUGUUCCGACCAUAGAAUACUGUAUAUUAAU